CACCAGAGGAAGAGGAACUACGCAACCUACGGGGUGAACCGGGAGCUGGUGUCCAUCUUAUUUACACCGGUGAGAUUGCCAAAUCUUUCAUCUGUCGGGUUUUACAGGAGUGUACACGUUGAAAGCCGGGUCUUCAGACAUGAGCAGUUCAGAAGAAGUGUCAUGGAUCUCCUGGUUCUGUGGACUGAGGGGGAAUGAAUUUUUCUGUGAGGUGGAUGAGGACUACAUCCAGGACAAGUUCAACUUGACAGGGCUCAAUGAGCAGGUUCCCCACUACCGCCAGGCCCUAGACAUGAUCCUGGACCUUGAACCAGAUGAGGAGCUAGAGGACAAUCCCAACCAGAGUGACCUGAUCGAGCAGGCAGCAGAGAUGCUGUACGGCCUCAUUCAUGCCCGCUACAUCCUCACUAAUCGAGGCAUCGCACAGAUGUUGGAGAAGUAUCAGCAGGGAGACUUUGGAUAUUGCCCCCGUGUUUAUUGUGAGAAUCAGCCCAUGCUUCCUAUUGGUCUGUCAGAUAUCCCAGGAGAGGCCAUGGUGAAGCUAUACUGCCCCAAAUGCAUGGAUGUCUACACACCUAAAUCCUCCAGGCACCACCACACAGAUGGAGCCUAUUUUGGCACUGGUUUCCCUCACAUGCUCUUCAUGGUUCACCCUGAGUAUAGGCCCAAGAGGCCCGCCAACCAGUUUGUCCCAAGGCUUUAUGGGUUUAAGAUCCAUCCCAUGGCCUACCAGCUGCAGCUGCAAGCCGCCUCCAGCUUUAAGAGCCCUGUUAAGGCCAUUCGCUAGAGCGUCCAGGACGGAGGAGGAGGAGGAGGAGGAAUGAGGAAGAUUCAUAGAGAGAAAGAGAGAAGACAUGAAAGAAUUAUCAUCAGAAGGGCAGGGGUCACCUGCAUUUUACAAAUCUCUUCAGAUGUCCCCUCCCCACGCUGAAGACUGUAUUAUUUUGGUUUAGAUUAGGGCAAAUGAAAACAAAGUGUAAAGAGUUUUGAGUGUGAGCGAGACAUAAAAACGCACAGCCAUGAUCUUAACCACAAACACACAUGCACACACACAAACAUUUAAAAAAAAUACAUGAAUGCAGCCACACACCUGGGAUUCCAUACACAUACCUUACCAAACUCAGCAGUGCCAAAAACAGGAGGUGAAGUAAGAGGAAGCUGAACAAUACAGGGGCUCCGUGCUGCUGCACCUGUUCACUCACAAUACAGCACACUGACGAGAAACCUAUAUUAUCAAUGGGUGACACCGCAGGGAACUUUCCCUGUAGAAAAAGGUUUUUGUGUCUGGGGUUUUAGACAGCUGAGUCAGUUUUCACCUCCGAUUCUGCGUUUGUUCUGUAUUUGGCACAGUUUGGUAAAGGGUGGUGGUAAACCCUCCCGUCAUUUGAAGCCUCCUCUCCCUAUUGGCCCCUAAUGCAUGUACACUCAGGCCGGCACUCCCGGGGACAGUUUGGACAGUGGCAGUGGGUGUUUUUCUGUAACAGUUGUUUGGAAAAAUUUGGUUUGUCUGAUGUUUUGUGGUGUUGCUGCACAAAGCAUUCUGUUACAUUUGCCUUAAGAUGCGGAGAAAACACCCAGAUUGUUUUGCUUUACAAAAGGCACGUGCAAAAAUGGUUUCUCUUUUAAAUUUCUUUCUGCUGUUAGAGGAGGUAGAGUAGAAAUAGAUAAAGCUAACAUGACUUUCUGAAUAGUUCAGACACUUGUAAUUAGCCUGUGUCAUUUCUCCAGCUGUCUGUGAGUGUGUCAAACAACUGUCUGUAUUGGUACCGGAGUGAAAAUAUAACCUGUGCUGCAUUUUUUUUUUUCUUUUUUUUUUUUUUUCUCCCAC
Molecule: messenger RNA, 1828 nt
Organism: Xiphias gladius (swordfish)
Lineage: Eukaryota; Metazoa; Chordata; Actinopteri; Istiophoriformes; Xiphiidae
Gene: csnk2b
Product: casein kinase 2, beta polypeptide
Exons: 7
Coding region: 140-787 (215 amino acids)
Cellular component (GO): cytoplasm; protein kinase CK2 complex
Molecular function (GO): protein kinase regulator activity
Source: RefSeq, a predicted model, not a curated record